Molecule: messenger RNA, 1013 nt
Organism: Lindgomyces ingoldianus
Lineage: Eukaryota; Fungi; Ascomycota; Dothideomycetes; Pleosporales; Lindgomycetaceae
Product: HAD-like protein
Exons: 2
Coding region: 120-866 (248 amino acids)
Molecular function (GO): hydrolase activity
Source: RefSeq, a predicted model, not a curated record
CCUUCACCUUUCCACUAGACAAACACUUCCCGUCUCCCUCGCAGCCCAGUCCGCUCGAUAGCUCCCUCAAUUGCACCACCAGUACCCUUCAAACCACAAAUCUUGCAUCAGCCGUCACAAUGGGCAAGGCCAAAUAUAUUCUCCUCGACUGCGACAACACGCUCGCCCAGUCAGAGCAUCUAGCUUUUGAGGCUUGUGCCGAUCUGACCAACGAGGUCAUGGAGAAGCACAACAUCGAGACCCGCUACACGGCCGAGUCCCUCCUCGACGACUUUGUUGGCCACAACUUUCGUGGUAUGUUAAAGGGCCUGCAGGCGAAGCACAGCUUCACCAUGACCGACGACGAGCUUGAAGACUUUGUAGAGAGGGAGUUGGGUGCUGUCACCAAGAAGCUCAGCGAGAAGGCUGUUGAGUGCCCAGGAGUGACGAGGGAACUUACCACCAUCAAGGAGCAAGGAUACCCUAUGUCUGUUGUCAGCACCUCUGCAAAGAGCCGCGUUGUGGCUUCCAUCGAGAAGAUUGGCAUCGCCCACUUCUUUCCCAACGAGCAUGUCUACUCAGCCGCCACCUCUCUCAGCCCCCCGAGCUCUAAGCCCGACCCCGCCAUCUACAUCCACGCUUGCAAAGAGCUAGGCGUGAAACCGGAGGAGUGCGUCACUGUCGAGGACAGCAAGAGCGGAGCCACUGCUGCGAUGCGCGCGAACAUUCCGUGCAUUGGCUACGUCGGCAUCUACGGCAUUGAAGAGGGCAAGGAGAAGAUGGAGCAGAUGGCUAAGCUGCUCACCGAGGAGACCAAGUGUGCUGCCAUCAUGUAUGACUGGAGCGAAUUCCAGGACUGCCUCAAGAAGAUUGAGAGCAAAUUGUAGGGUGCAUGAGAAAAAGGCUGGACGAUUGCGGGUAUGCGACAUUCCGGAUGAUGAUGGCGGCAUGAAGACGGCAUGAAGACUCCAAAAUAGACUCAAGAAUAAAAUGGAUCUGGAAAUGGUCUUCGGGUCCUUACCAUAUACUUCGUG